AUGGAGGCGGCUUCUUCGCGGGGCUCGUCAGUUCCGCCGGAGAGGGAUCGCGACUGUCGGUAUGUCCGGGAAGAUGACUUGAGUGAAGGAAAGCAACGUGGGGAUUCUGUUUCAAAGAAUAAGAAGAUCCGUGAAGGUGAUUCGAAGGAGGGGAAUCUUUCUGGAGCUUUUGAUCUGAUCAGCAAGGAGAGUUGUGGUGGGGAUUUGAAGAUUACGGAGGUUCGGGAUGGGGAUUUGAAGAUUACGGAGGUUCGGGAUGGAGAUCUAAGGGAGGCAUUGAAGGCUCAGGAUAGGCGAUGUUUGAAGAAGUAUGAAGUGGAGGUAAAAACUAAGGAUGGUAAGCAUAAGGUGGAGAUCCCUGAUGAAAUCAUCAUUGAUUCUACGCCAUUGUGGGAGGAUUUUGUGGUAGGGAAGUUCUUAGACAUUGCUCCUCACAUUGCUAAGGUGCAUAUGGUGGUUAAUAAGAUUUGGAGCUAUGGUGAACUAUCAUCAAAAGUGGAGGUAUAUGAUGUGAAUGCGGUUACCAUGAGGUUUAAGAUACCAAACCCGAAGGCUCGUGAGACGGUUUUAAAAAGAGGGAUGUGGAAUAUUGCUGGCGUACCGAUGAUAGUGACAAAAUGGUCUCCUAAGUCUGAAAAAGAAAAGCAGGAGGAGAAUGCAAUUCCGAUGUGGGUACAUGUGCGGAAGGUCCCUAUCCACAUGUUCUCGUGGCAGGCUCUAUGUUUUAUAACAAGCACGGUGGGUUUUCCAGUUCGACUACAUCCAGAGACGAUUGCCUGUUCGAAUUUUGAGGAAGCAAAAAUCUUUGUCAAUGUGGACGUCACCAAGGCGUUGCCAAAGGAGAUAGAAUUCUCAAGGGAUGGUAUGGAGUUUACUGCUGAGUUUCAUUACCCAUGGUUACCUGCUAGAUGCAAUAUCUGUGAGAAAUGGGGUCACACAGAAAGGGUGUGUGUGAAGAAUAAGAAGGAAUAUAAGCAGAGUGAGGGUUCUAGUGUAAGGAAGUCUCCAAAGGUGAAGAAGGAUACAAGAGAGAAUAAGUUAGAGGAAGUCCUGAUUUCUGCAUCCAAGUUUUCAGUGUUGAGUUUGGAUGAAGCUGAGGAAGGGGAGAUUCUGCCAGUAGUUCCGACAGUUGUUGAAGAGGAAGAUCCGGGUGUAUCAUAUGAUGUUUUGGAGUGUGACUUAAUGGAGGAUAAACUACUAGCAGAUUGUGAUAAGUUGAAAGGAAGAGUUGUAUUACAAAGAGGUGGGAAGAGAGUCCAGAAGCCUAAAGCUCAAGAUGCAAAUCUUUUGAGUACAAGAUUUAACAAAACUUUGAAACAUUCUGUGGUUAGUGAUUGGGUGAGAAAUAAAGAAAUGUUAUUUGGGAGUAUACUGGAAACAAGGGUGAAGGAAACAAAGGCAGAGAAAAUAUUAAAUACGGUGUUUGGAAGUUGGUCGCAUAUGACUAACUAUGAAGAUAGUCGUGGAGGUAGAAUCUGGUUGAUUUGGUGUGAGUCAGUGAGAAUUACACCUAUCUACAAGUCUGAUCAAUUAAUUACGGUUUCUGUGGGUCUGAAUGAUGAAGAGGAGUUCUACUAUACAAGUGUUUAUGCAAGUAAUAUAGUGGAGGAAAGGAAGAUACUAUGGGAAGAUCUGGUUCAUCAUCAUAACUCUCCUAUGUUUAAGAACAAAGCUUGGAUGAUCACGGGAGAUUUUAAUGAGAUAUUGGAGGGGGUAGAGAACUCAAGAUUUGUGGAUUUGGGUAGACUUCCGGGAGGUAUGAGAGAUUUUCAGAGAAUGAUUCUACAGUGCCAUCUCACGGAUAUGGCUUAUCAAGGUCCGCUUUUCACUUGGUGUAACAAAAGAGAGGAGGGAGUUAUUUGCAAAAAGCUGGAUAGAGUAUUGUUAAAUGAAGAAGCAUUGCAUAGAUUUAAUAAUGCUUACUCGGUAUUUGAGGCAGGGGGUUGCUCAGACCACAUGAGGUGUAAGAUUCAGCUGCUUCCUCCAAAUGAGAAGAUAAGGAGACCUUUCAAAUAUGUCAAUGCUAUUGGGAGUCUGCCAAUGUUUCUUCCUAAAAUUAAGGAGUAUUGGGAUGGAACUGUGCCAUUAUACCAUUCAACCUCAGCCAUGUACAUGUUCUCUAAAAAACUCAAGAAUCUGAAACCUUUAAUAAGAGAGCUAGGAAAAGAGCAGUUGGGGAAUCUCUCUGUUAGAGCUAAGGAGGCUUUUAGUCUACUGUGUGAAAAGCAAAGUGCUACGCUAACCAAUCCUAGUGAUUUGGCUAUUCAUGAGGAAGCUGUUGCGUAUGACAAAUGGUUGAAUAUUGCGGGAUUAGAAGAGGAUUUCUUGAAGCAAAAAGCAAAGUUGUUUUGGUUGGAUGUUGGGGAUCAGAAUAAUAAGACUUUUCAUAGAGCCAUCAAAACAAGGCAAGCUCAGAAUAUGAUCUUAUUAUUUGAGAUGCCAAGCAACAAGUCUCCUGGGCUAGACGGAUUUCCAAGCGAAUUUUUUAAAACUACUUGGUCUGUGAUUGCCAAAGACUUCACUGUGGCAGUACAGUCCGUAUUCCGGUUUGGGUUCCUGCCAAAGGGAGUAAACUCUACUAGUUUAGCUUUGAUUCCGAAGAAGGUGGAUUCUCUAGAGAUGAAGGAUUAUCGUCCGAUAGCGUGCUGCAAUGUUUUAUACAAAGUGGUAUCAAAAAUUUUGGCUAAUCGGUUGAAGAAGCUACUACCAAAUAUUAUUACAGAGAAUCAAUCUGCAUUUGUGCAAGGAAGAUUGCUCAUGGAGAAUGUGUUGUUGGCUUCUGAGUUGGUCAAAGAUUAUCACAGAGACUCGAUUACCCCUAGAUGUGUGAUGAAGAUCGACAUAUCAAAGGCGUUCGACUCUGUUCAAUGGAUGUUUGUUUUGAAAAGCUUACGAGUUCUUGGUUUUCCUGAGAAGUAUAUACACUGGAUCAAACUGUGUAUCACUAGUCCUUCCUUUUCUGUUCAAGUGAAUGGGGAUCUAGCGGGGUAUUUUCAGAGUUCGCGUGGGCUUCGUCAGGGGUGCUCUUUGUCUCCGUACCUUUUCGUGAUGUGUAUGAAUGUUCUUUCUCUUAUGAUGGAUAAGGCUGUGGGGGAGAGGACGUUCAGUUUUCAUCCGCGAUGUAAAUCUAUCUCACUUACACAUCUAUGCUUUGCGGAUGAUUUGAUGGUCUUUGUGGAAGGUUCGAAGGAGUCUAUUGAAGGCGCUCUCUCAGUUUUUGAUGAGUUUGAGGUGUGGUCGGGCCUUCGCAUCAGUUUGGAAAAAUCCACCAUUUAUAUGGCAGGAAUUUCCGAGCCAGUGAAGAGUGCUAUUCUAACCAACUUUCCAUUUGCUGAAGGAGACUUACCGGUUAGAUACCUUGGCUUACCUUUAAUGUCUCAAGCCAUGAGGAAGUACGACUAUCUCCCUUUGGUGGAAAAGAUCAGAAACAAGAUUAGUUCAUGGAUGUGCAGAUUCCUAUCAUAUGCUGGACGUCUUCAACUUAUAAAAGCUGUAUUGAUGAGUAUCGUGAACUUCUGGGCAGCGGUAUUUCGUCUUCCAAGCAAAUGUAUCAAGGAAGUGGAACAACUCUGCUCUGCUUUUUUAUGGACAGGUCCUGUGCUUAAGUCAACUAAUGCUAAAGUUGCGUGGAAGGAUGUUUGUCGGUUAAAGAAUGAGGGAGGUCUUGGGUUAAGAGAUCUUAAGGAAGUAAAUAAGGUGUAUGGGCUUAAACUCAUCUGGAGAAUGCUGUCUGGAGAGUCUCUUUGGGGAAAAUGGAUCAGAAACAACUUACUUAAGGGGAAUAGCUUUUGGGAAGUGAAAUCAAAAACUCAAAUGGGGUCUUGGAUGUGGAGGAAAAUGUUAAAAUUGAGAGAAGUAGCCAAGUCUUUCUACAGAAAAGAGUUGGGGAAUGGUCGGCAUACGUCAUUUUGGUAUGACAGCUGGCUGGAUAGAGAGAAGUUGAGUCCAGAAAAGGAAGAUGUGAGUCUAUGGAGGGGAAGGCUGGGAUUUAAGCAGAAGUUCUCAACACAUGAGACAUGGGGGUUGCUGCGCAAUUCCAACAUUUCGUGUAGUUGGGCCAGAGGUAUUUGGUUUGCUCAUGCGACGCCGAAGUUUUCUUUCAUGGCCUGGUUAUCAAUGCUGGAUAGAAUGUCUACAUUGGAUAGAAUUGCCAAGUGGAAUCAGGGGAUUAACACUACUUGUGCUCUAUGUAAGAGUGCUCCAGAGACAAGAAACCAUUUGUUCUUUAUGUGUGCUUACACUUCUCAGAUUUGGGAACAUAUUGCAAGGGGUGUUCUCUGUAGUUCUUACACCAAUGUAUGGUCUGAGAUAGUAAGCAUUAUUGGAGACGAAACCAUGGAAAGGAAGCGGCUGUUCUGUGUGAGAUAUGCUUUUCAAGCGGUUCUAUAUGCGGUUUGGAGGGAGCGUAACAAGAUCAUUCAUGGUGAAAAGUUGUUACCUCUGUCUACAUUGAAGAGUAUGAUUGAUAAAGGGAUACGUAACAAGAUCACUUUGAUGAGGAACCAUGGAGUGAAAGGAAUGGGGGAGCUUAUGCAAUUCUGGUUUCUUACUAGAGUGUGA
Brassica napus (rape) is the source of this 4560-nucleotide messenger RNA. RefSeq lists its product as uncharacterized. The transcript has 6 exons. The record is from RefSeq and is a predicted model, not a curated record. NCBI's taxonomy places the organism in Eukaryota, Viridiplantae, Streptophyta, Magnoliopsida, Brassicales, Brassicaceae. The coding region runs from base 1 to 4560 and encodes 1519 amino acids.